AAUAGCUCUAAGAUGCCACUUUUUACAUUUAUUGUGGAAGAUGGCCAUGGCUGCAGCAUUCCUGUUGCACAUUUCUUCGUGGCUGGUGAAUGCUGUGAAACUUUAGAACAUGGGUUCACUGCUUUGCAGAAAUCAGUUGAUAAGGAAACGCUUGAGAAAAACCAUGUGUUCUUAGUCGACAAGGAUUUUUCCGAAAUUGCACUCAUAAAGAAAUUCUUCCCAAAAUCAAAAAUUCACCUCUGUCUGUUCCACGUCAUGAAGACCUUCAAAAAGGAGACUGCUUCAUUUUCCAAGAGAACAAAUAAGAAAAGCAAUGAAGUCUUCGAAUUACUUGAAAAAAUUGUAUAUUCCAGUACUGAAGCGCUGUACAAUAAAUAUUAUGAACAAUUGAAAGGACUUGCCACAAGUCAGUUCUUACAGUAUUACACAAAAAACUGGCAUAAUUGUCGGCACAUGUGGGUGUCAGCUUGGAGAAAACAAUGCAUAACGAUGGGCAACCGAACAACAAACAGGCUGGAGUCAUUUCAUCAGAAACUCAAAGCCACCAUGAAGUCCUCCAACUCAUUGGCUAAAUGCGUGGAAGUUUUGGUUCGUUUUAGUAGGCAGAAGGAACUUGAUAGCCUUCUUGUCGCACUCUGCCAUCUCAUACUGUUCCACCAAGGAUACUGAAACCUCAAAACAUAUUUAU
Molecule: messenger RNA, 688 nt
Organism: Priapulus caudatus
Lineage: Eukaryota; Metazoa; Priapulida; Priapulimorpha; Priapulimorphida; Priapulidae
Source: RefSeq, a predicted model, not a curated record